AUGACUGUUUUUAUUGGUAUAUAUAAAGCUAUUUACAAUUACGAACCUCAAACACCAGAUGAAUUGACUAUUCAAGAAGAUGAUUUAUUGUAUCUCCUGGAAAAAUCAAAUGUCGAUGAUUGGUGGACUGUAAAGAAGAGAGUAAUAGGUUCUGAUAUAGAUGAACCAGCCGGUUUAGUUCCAUCCAAUUAUGUUGAAGUUGCUGAUGUAAUUUCUCAAGUCAAAGCUGUAUAUGAUUAUCAUGAAGUUCAAAAUCCUGAUGAAGAACUAGUAUUUAAUGAAAAUGAUACAUUCGAUGUAUAUGAUGAUAAAGAUCCUGACUGGAUUUUAGCUCGUUCGAUCUCUACGAACCAAUUCGGUUUUAUUCCAGGGAACUAUGUAGAACCUCUUAAUGCAGAAACAGGUUCCGCUGUUCCACCAUCACAGCCAGCUGCUGCCGCAGCAUUGCCACCCCCAAUAGCAACUUCAGCUACAUCCCCACCCGCUCCAGCUCUAACGGCUAUUGAUAUAUCAACACUACCACCACCUCCACAGCAUUCGUCGAAAACAAAUGCUCAGGCCUCUGAUUCUGGAAAUCGUGAUUAUGCUGAUAAAGACUUACCAGAUCUACCUCCAAAUAAGCCUUCAAGAUCUAAUACUGAAACAAAUGAAGAUGAUUAUUAUGAUGCACCACCAACAAAGCCUGCGAGACCAAAUUCAACCUCAAAUGAGCAAGAUACCAGACAAAAGGCACGUAGUAGGACAUCAUACUAUGACCAGCACUACGAAGACGAUGCUGAGGAUUAUAGAAGCUCACAACGUGAUGAUGACUAUAAUGAUUCAGAACCAUCAGGUGAAUUACGUACAUGGAAUGUAGCUGAAAUAGAAGGCCGUAAGAAACGUAAGGCCAAGUUAUCUAUUGGUAAUAAUAGGCUAUUUUUCUCUCCACAAAAGGGUAGUCCUCAAGACUGGUCUGUCGAUAAACUGAUCUCUUAUGAUAAUGAAAAGAAGCACCUAUUUUUGGAAUUUGUUGAUCCCUAUAAGAGUCUAGAAUUACACACAGGUGAUAAUGAUACUUGUAAAGAAAUUUUGUCUGUGAUUGGAGAAAUUAAAGGCGCCUCCCGUGAUCCAGGAUUUAAAGAAGUUGAAAUGGCUUCUAAAUCGAAGAAGAAAGGUAAUGUAUUAUAUGAUUUUACUGCUGAAUCAAAUGACGAAUUGACAAUUAAGCAAGGUCAAGUUGUAUAUAUUAUUAAUGAUCAAAAAUCAAAAGAUUGGUGGCUAUGUGAAUUGAUCGAUUCAGGUAAAAGAGGUGUCGUCCCUUCUCAUUUUAUUGAACCUAUUCAAGAAAAAUUGACGUCAUCCCACACUGGUGGUUUGUUUAAAUCAAUUAAAAAGUUUGCUAAAGGUGGAAAGUCUUCUAAGGCCUCCGAUGACGCUUAUUCUGGUAGUUGGGAAGAUGAUGGAAUGGAAGGAAGUACUGAAAGAAGAAGUAGGUCCGGUUCCUACUCAACAAGGAAAAGAGCAUCUUCAACUACUAGUAAGAAGGAGCUUCCUAAUCCAAAGAAGUCCCGUAUUUGGGAAGAUAGAUCCGGUACAUUCAAGGUUGAAGCCCAAUUUAUUGGUUGUAAGGAAGGUAAGGUUCACUUACACAAAGCUAAUGGUGUCAAGAUUGCAGUUGCAGCUGAAAAACUUUCUGAUGAUGAUUUGGUUUAUGUCGAAAGAGUAACAGGGUUCAGCUUAGAUAAGUAUAAGGUCAGAGGUUCGGGCACAAGUUCAAGUAGACAAGAUCCAAGAGAGAGCGAACGUGAAAGAAGAAGAAGAUUAAGAGAAAAUGAUGAAAAAGACCGUGAUAGAAGAUUAAGGGAAAGGGAAUUAAACGAGUUGCAGAAGGCAAGACAACUAUUGGAUAAUGAAAGAACAAAAUUGCAGGAGCAAAAUGAACAACCUCCUAGUAAACCACCAAGACCAAGUUCUGGAAUGGGUAAUCGUUCACGUUCUCAGUCUACAAAGGACAACUAUGACUGGUUUGAAUUUUUCCUAAACAGUGGUGUAGAUGUCAGUAGUUGUCAGCGUUACACAUCCAAUUUCGAAAAGGAACGUAUAACUGAAGAUAUGAUGGUUGAUAUUAAUGAUUCAAUACUGAGAACUUUAGGUUUGCGUGAGGGUGAUAUAGUUCGUGUGAUGAAAUAUUUAGAUAAGAAGCUAGGUAGGGAUGUCUCACCUCAAACAGCUGUUGUCGCCGGCGGUAUGUUCUCUGAAGCAGAUGGUUCAUUGAAAAAUAAUAAUUCUGAAAAUCAAUCAUCUGUUGGACAACAGUUGCUACCAAACAAUCCAGAUCUAGUAUCCAAUACACCUAUUGAUGACGAUACAUGGACUGUAAGACCUGCUGCAAAAUCAGAAGCAACUUUAGCACCUAAAACUGCUGAGUUCACAGGCUCAAUGCAAGAUUUAUUGGAUUUAAAACCAUUGGAGCCUAAAAAGACCGAGCAACUCCCAAUAGCUAACUUGGCUGUUACAGAGAGUGUUGUUCCAGAACCAAAUUUGAAGAACUUAGAACCUGUUAGAACAGGUAAUGUCGUGCAAAAACCGUUGGCUAAUACAUUGACAGGAGGCGCUACUUUGGUACCACUAGAUCCAUUCAAGACAGGUGGUAAUAAUGUAUUACCUGUGACCACAGGUUUUGUUAUGAUGCCAUUUGCAACUGGUGGCGCCAUGCCUAUUCAAAGAACUGGUGGUAUCAUUGUUCCACAAACUACAUUCGGUACUAAUGCAGCUGGAGGUAUCAUGCCUGCCCAGAUAACUGGUGGUUUGAUACCCGUUGCAACAACUGGUGGCCUAAUGCCUCAAACCUCAUUUGGUGUAACACCUGUAGCUAAUGUAGUUCCAUUGCAAAGAACUGGUGGUGCGGUCAUGCCGAUAGCCACUACUGGAGGUGCUAAUAUAUUACCACAGACAACUUUCAAUUUACCUCCAAGUGGUACUGUGUUACCAAUACAGAGAACUGCUAAUGGAUUGAUGGCUGCUAAUACCACAGGAGGUAUGAUGCCUUUAAACACAACAGGAGGGAUGAUGCCUCUAAAUACCACAGGAGGUAUGAUACCUUUAAACACAACAGGAGGUAUGAUGCCUAUGAACACUACCGGUGGAGUUAUGUCAUUGCAACGUACAGGAGGUAUGAUGCCUCAAACAUCAUUUGGUACUCAACAAAUGACUGGUGGUGCAAUGAACAUGAUGCCCCAGAUUUCAUUUGGCGCUCAACAGAUGACUGGUGGUGCAAUGAACGUGUUUCCACAAACUUCAUUUGGCGCUCAACAAAUGACUGGAGGUGCUAUGCAAAAUCCUAACAUGGGUACUAUGCAAAACCCUAACAUGGGUGUUAUGCAAAACCCAAACAUGGGUGCCUUCCAACCUAAAUCUCAAUUUGGUAUGACAUUACAGAGAACUGGUGGUGCAAUGGCUCAGCCAAUUAUGGAUGCUGGAGUUACAGGGAUAGCUCAAGGUGUUCAAAAUAUGUCUAUGGCACAACCUCUGCAAAAUCAACCAACAGGAUUUGGAUUCGGUAAUGGACCUCAACAACCUGUACAAGCAAAUAUAUAUAACGCUUCUGCAAGUAACCCAUUCGGCUUUUAA
Molecule: messenger RNA, 3609 nt
Organism: Vanderwaltozyma polyspora DSM 70294
Lineage: Eukaryota; Fungi; Ascomycota; Saccharomycetes; Saccharomycetales; Saccharomycetaceae
Gene: SLA1
Product: cytoskeletal protein-binding protein SLA1
Exons: 1
Coding region: 1-3609 (1202 amino acids)
Biological process (GO): regulation of actin filament polymerization; actin cortical patch assembly
Cellular component (GO): nucleus
Molecular function (GO): protein-macromolecule adaptor activity; ubiquitin binding; identical protein binding
Source: RefSeq, a predicted model, not a curated record